GCACCGCUGCUUUCGGUUCAAACAGUGUUCUAGAAGUCUGAUUUUACUCCUUAAAUUGUUUGAACACGCAAAGAUCAAGGCCUUUGAUUUUAUCGUCAACGCGGGUAUUAAUUACAUAUACAAAGAUUUCAAAGCCAACAAACCCCUGACUAUUAUAAAUAAAGCUUUGCAUGGUCAUUCGUUCAACAAACAGCUCUAUAAAUCCAACAACCAAAUUCAGAACUUUGUUAUAUUUUUCUGAUCUCUGAGAAAACUAGUCUCACUCUUGAUCUUCAACUACAAAAAACUCGUUGAUUUUCUUAAGUCAUGGCAGGACACGAUUCAAAUGGUGCAUCAUGGGCUGAUCAAUGGGAUUACAGCAAUCCAGAUCCGGUAUCUGAAAACAAGAAGAGCAGGAAAAAUACUGUGACCCUUGGUGGUGGGGGUGAAGGAACUAGGAAGAAAAUUGGAGAUGGUUUGGAGAAAACUAAAGGAGUUGCGGUAAGCGGUGCUAAGAAAGUUAAAGAAGGUGCAUCUUUGGGGUUUCAGUGGGUCAAAGAUAAGUACAACAAGAGAACUCAAAAACAGUAGUAGUAUUAUGAAGUUUUUUCUUGAAAUAUUUUCAUUUAUUUUCUUCUUUUAUGUAAUUUUAUUACAUAUAUGUUAUCUAUUCUUUGAUCCUCUGUUGGAUUUUCUUUUCUGUUUUUCUUGUAGUGGUUUCUUGAUUAUCAUUUUUUUUUUGUUGUAGUUUUUCUUUGUUGUACAAAUUCAAAUUUGAGUAUAUAUUAUACAUAAUGAUAGUGUUUUUCUUUUUUUUAC
Molecule: messenger RNA, 798 nt
Organism: Papaver somniferum (opium poppy)
Lineage: Eukaryota; Viridiplantae; Streptophyta; Magnoliopsida; Ranunculales; Papaveraceae
Exons: 1
Coding region: 307-570 (87 amino acids)
Source: RefSeq, a predicted model, not a curated record